This is a messenger RNA of Anarrhichthys ocellatus (wolf-eel), 1576 nucleotides long. Its product is annotated as atrial natriuretic peptide receptor 1-like. The record is from RefSeq and is a predicted model, not a curated record. The transcript is spliced from 2 exons. The coding region runs from base 6 to 350 and encodes 114 amino acids. Lineage: Eukaryota; Metazoa; Chordata; Actinopteri; Perciformes; Anarhichadidae.
GAGUGAUGGGUCCGGUGGAGAUGGACGAGUUCGGGGACAGACAGAUGGACUUUGCUGUUUGGGACACGAUCAACAUCGAGUCUGGAGAGUUCCAGGUGGUGUGUGUGUACAACAGCAGCAUGAAACAGCUGAUCAUGCAGGGUGGGCGGAGCUUCCAGUGGCCAGAUGGCUCUCCACCGCCAGAUGUCCCAGAGUGUGGCUUCAAGAACGACCAACCAGCCUGCCUCGCACGUACGAACACACACACACACACACACUCACUGUCUACAUCAAUGGAGCUGAGGAGGAGGAACAAACAACUGGACCCCUUCCUCACUGGGGGUUCAGAUCAACAGAUCGUUGUUUUAUGACAAAAAUAUGCUUAAAUUCUUCUUUUUCUAUGAACCACAAUAUACGGUCAAAUUUAAAUGAUUCAUUAAAUAUUUAAUAACAAAUUAUUUUACCAGUAAACUGGAAAAAAACUGUUGAACAACAAAAAGAAGAUGGCAGGAGGAACUUUACAACAGCUUGAGGUUCUCAGAGUUCACGAAGUUCCCCUGAAUGCACCAUGAAGUCCACGUCUUCUCCGUAAACAGCCAUGUGGACUUUGAAGUGGAGCAAAACAACCACGACUGAAAUCACCAAACAGGGGGGGGGCUCUAAAUCUUCUGCAGUCAACAAACUAUUUUCUCUGUCAACGACGCGUUCGUGGUCUACAUGACUCGUGGGGAAGUACAAUGUUUGGAAGAUUGUUUCUCCAGCUGUGCUCAUGAAGUCUCAGCCGGUCACUGAGUCGUCUCCUUUGGACAAAUACAAGUAUCCUUUUGUCAUUGAAUGUUCAAAACGAAACCUCAUUUCAAUCGAUUAUCGAAUCACUCGUCUUCAUCCUGGUGAAUGAAGCUCAUGAACAGCUGUAUUUCUUUAGGAAACUUAAGAAGUUUAGAGUCCUGUGACAAGUUCUUGUUAACUUUUCCAGAGGAGCAACAGAAAGCAUCCUGACAGGGAACAUCACCAACUGUCAUGAGAGGUUCAGGGUCCAGGAGAGGAGAACUCUGAAACCAGAACAUCACUGGUUCUACUGAGAUCAGUGAUGUUGGUGAGAAGAGCUCAAAGAUAAUAAAAGACAAAACCACCAGACAAGCUGGAAAGAGAAAGAGAAGGAUCAGCUGACUUCAGAUCAGCUUCUUUGCUCUGGAUGUGAGACUUUCACUCGUCCUCCUUUUUUCUAAUUCAUGUCACUAUGAAUAUAAGACCAGUAUUUUGGAUUGUGGGAAUAUUAUUUUCUAGAAAAGUAUGUUGGAUUUGUUUAUGACUAUAUUUUUUGAGGGUCAUACUGUAAACUAAAAACCUUUCUGAUGUCCGUCCAUCCUCUCCAGGUACAGUUACAAUGCAUCAGAUGGUUGCCAUAGUGAUCUGCUUCAUCUUUGUAAUCAUUGUUACCGUGACUGUGUUCAUCUACAGGUGAGAAAGUCACUCACUCACUCACUCACUCACUGACACGUUUUUACUUCUAUUCUUGUGUAGAGACUAAUUGACAAUCUGUCCUCACUUUACUAGAAUGUCAUCACUUUACUAAAAUGUCAUCACUUCACUAAAA